AUGAUGUGUUUUCGAGCUCGCGGAGCAAAAAUAGCGAAGCUACGGUAGGUUGAGCUCUUGAAUACCUACAAAUUUUUAUGUGCACAUUUUUAUGUGAGAUUCGAAUUGAAAUAGAUUGGAUUUGUCCGCACCGCGUCGCGAAAAUGGGCGGAGCCACCUUAGAAAUUGCACAUUUUUCGGGUUUAAAAAGGGAAAGCAGAGCUCAUUUCUUAGCUCAGGGCAGGUGUUUUUUUUCUGAAAAUGAAAGACACUAUUUAUAAGUUGAAUUCUGAUUCGGAGCAUUUUUAUGUCAACAGCUUCAGCUUCGAAUUUAGAACACUUUGAGCCCAAACAUGAGCAAGCUUUGGAUCAAAAUGCUCCAAAUCCCAAGUGGAUUCUGAAAAUCUGAUUUUCAGCCAGACAUUUGAGCCCAAAAAUGCUCAUGUUUGAUAUCAAAUUUCAGGUUGAAAAUUGGAUAUCUAGAAUCCACGUGGAAUUUGGAGCAUCUUGAGCCCAAAAAUGAGCAAGUUUGGGCUCAAAUUGCUCCAAAUUCCACAUGGAAUCUGAAAACCACCUUUUCAGCAUGAAAUUCGAAGCAAAUUUCAGCGGUUUCUCUGCUCAACGCAGGUGAAAAGUUUCCAAAAAUAAAUAGAAAUAGGUUCUAAUUUACUCAAAACGCAUUUUUUUCUGUGUCAAGGUCUAAACCAUAACUUAUUCAUGAAUUUCUUCUAGUUUUUUGUUCGUUGGAGCAAAAAGAAAUUCGUUUUUUGUCGAAAAAACCGAACAAUUGUCUCAGUUUUCGACUCUGGUUUUUGAGGUUUACGCUUUAAAAAUCGGGAAAAUUUUUUGAAAUUUUCCGGAGGACUAGCUUUUGCUGAUAGACAAACUAGUCCCCGGGUUGUUGAAGAAGCUUGAGAUGCUCAAAAUGCCACGUGGAAUCUGAAAAUCCUGAUUUCACCUGAAAAUUUGGAGAAUUUCGAAACCAAACGUUUCAAAUUCUCUAGAUUUCAGGUUAAUACCGGGAUUUUCAGAUCCAACGUGGAAUUCUGAGCAAAACUGCUUCAAACCAAGCAGAGACUAGGAUUUUUCACACGGGGACUAGAUUUCACAACAAUGCGAAACCUAGUCCCCUAUUCUGUUUACUAGCCACAAAUGUUCAUUCAAAAAACCCACUGAUCCGUGUACAAGCCGAAAAUAUCAUCUUUCUCCGCCAUUUUUUUCACACGGCAUGUUAUUUAGCGGCCGGAAAUUGCUUAUACCACGAAAAAAAAACACAUAGAUUUACCUACGUAUGUAUGCAAAUUAGUUCCAUUCACAGACUUUUCUAUUCAUUUUCAGACAAAAGCUGAGAAAGAAAGAAAUGUCGAAGAGUUCAAACCUAUUAAAAACUCAUUUUCCCGCCCGUUUUUGCUUCUUCGAAAACGCGAAAAUUAGACAUUUUUGCAGUCUCGAAACAAUGCUGGGUUCAAAGAUUGUCGUGUUCGUCGUUUUUUGCUUGGCUGGAGCGAGUUUGGCCAUUCCACAAAGUCCACUUAUUGGUGAGUUGGGCUAACUUUGAAAUCAUCGAGAAAAUGAGGGGUUUCUAAUUGCCACGUGGAGAAGUUCACGUUUUAUACGAAAAAAAACGUUGAAAAAUGAAUUUUUCAAGGAAAAUCUAAUUUUUAGCCUAAAAUAAUUUUUGAGAAGAAAAUUUGGGCCUGAAAAUUGAUCUUAGGCCUAAAUCAAGGCUCAAGCCUAACGUUAUAGUUCUCAAAAUUAAGCCUAAGAUAAACUGCCAACCAGUUUUCCCGAAAAAGCUGAAAUUUAAGUCAGAACUCUGAUUCUAAGCAUAAAUCAUGGCUUAAGCUCAACUAAAUAUAAUGAUUUUGUGCCCCUAAGCCCUUUAUCAGUCCUAAAUCUAAGCACCACAUUCCAAAACCAAGAUUUUACCUAAAACAUCAAAUCCCCCUUGAAAAAUCAGAUUUUUCCACCCGUUUUCCUCUGGAAAUCCAAGUUUUCCCGAUUCUCGAGCCAAAAAGCUUAGAGACAACACAAUUUUCACCCGAAAAACGCCGAAAACCCCCAAAAAAACUGAAAAAAACAAAAAAAUAAAAAAAAACCGAGGAAGCGCCAGCGAAACUCGAAACGCGCCAGUGUUUUGCAGCUGGCGUGUUUUGUGUGCGGAGGAGGAAAUUUGAAUUUUUCCUCGAAAUCGCUCGUUUUUCUUGAAUUUUACACAUAGUUAGGCUAAUUUCCGGUGAAACGAUUGAUUUUUCCAUCCAAAAUUCAUGAUUUUCCAGGUGUGAACAUCGGUUGCACCCACAAUUCCAUCGAACAAUUCUGCCAUCCCGAACACAUGUUCUGCAUCAAAAGUGCGUGCAGUCAGUGCAUUUUGAGAGAUCGAUACAAUCCAACAAGUGAGUUUUUUGCAUUUUUUGUCGAAAAUUAUCUAGAACUUUGAUUUUUCACUGAAAAAUAGAAAUUUUAUGAGAAAAUUCGUUUUUUCCAUGAAUUUUUCAUUAAAACACCCUCUAUCAGGUGAUUUUGAAUAAUUUAUGAGAAUUUUUGAAGAACAUGAAAAAUAUUUUGAAAAAAAUGAAAAAAAGUUUGCCGGGAGCAAAACCCGAACCUGGGUCUCCCAAUUGGCAAUCCAGAACUCUACCACUGAGCCACGCGCGCUUUUUUGCAGACUCGUUCUGCCAUCGUUUGACAAAUUGCGUCUGUUCGAUCAGCAACGAUGAGAAUUGUGUGGAGAAAAUUCAAAAUACCUGCUUCUAA
Caenorhabditis angaria is the source of this 2736-nucleotide messenger RNA. The record is from the annotation of a GenBank genome assembly. NCBI's taxonomy places the organism in Eukaryota, Metazoa, Nematoda, Chromadorea, Rhabditida, Rhabditidae.